Molecule: messenger RNA, 2120 nt
Organism: Castor canadensis (American beaver)
Lineage: Eukaryota; Metazoa; Chordata; Mammalia; Rodentia; Castoridae
Gene: Ube2m
Product: ubiquitin conjugating enzyme E2 M
Source: RefSeq, a predicted model, not a curated record
GACGGCGAUUGGAGGGAGUGGCCCCGCCCACAUACAUCAGUGCACCUCUGUUGGUCUCCCGGCUCCAGCACUAGUGUCCCAUGGUCAGUGUUCAUUUGUACAGUAAACCUCAACAGAGCUUAUCACAAUCUGGCACGAAACAACUUUGGUUGUUAUAAGGGGCAGGGUCUCCAUGUUGCCCAUAUUAGCCCCGAGUUCCUGGGCUCACACUAUCAUCCUGCCUCACUCGCGAUGUUAGUUUACCUCAAUCGGAAUCUCCAAGAGAGCGAUCUGAGUUUGCGAUCGGAUACUGAGGGUGAUCGCUUUGGUACCCUCUGGGUAUCUUGGCUUCGCCCGGGCUCUGCCUUUGUGACCUCUGGAGGCAAGGACCUUUUCUGACCCACCCCCGCGGGCCUCCGCAGGAGCACCGCAUUAACUGGACCAACAGAGAGCGAAGCGACCAGCAUCCGCCCCAUUCAAAGAUGGCUACAAGUACCGCUUCCUGCUCGGCGGGGGAACGUCCCCGGAAAUCCCCGAUGGACCACCGAACCGUCACCUUCACGAACGGAAAUACCCGAGCCUAGCCGAAGAAGCCCGAACUCCAAACCCCAUCGCGGCGCAGCAAAGGACAGGGGCUGCGCAGGCGCACAGCGCAGUCCCGGAAGGAAGAGCCGAAGCGGGCAGGCGGCGGAAAUAUCCGAAGCGGCGGGGCGCCUGAGGCCGUUGCCGACCUCCGCGAAGAAGCCAAGACUUCGCCACUAUACGGCCGCCGCGACCGUGGCUGCCGCCUCCUCCUUCCAUCCCGAACAGCAGCCCCCUCGCGGAGGAAACAAAUGAGCAGAGCUCGGUAAGCCCAGCAAGCCCAGCGUCCGCAGCCGCAACAGGGCCUCAGAAGACCUGAAGGAAGAGAGGGAAGAGCGGGGCACAGGAGGUGGGAACGGGGCCGAGUGAGCCCGAAAAUAUCCGAGUUCACCCGAGCGCCGCCGAGCAGGCCCGAGCUACUGGGCCAGGCCAGAGCCGGACUACGGGAGCCGAGGCGGGCCGUGGGUGGGCGCGGAGCAGCUCGGCAGGCCGGGCGGGCGACGGCGACGGCAGCAGCAGCGGAGGAGGCCGCGGCUGCGGGUCCGAGGAGCGGCAGCGGUACAGGAGGCGGCGGGGGGCCGGGUGGCCGGGGUCCCGGGCCCCGCGGCGGCGGCGGCAGCGGCGGCGGCGGCAGGAUGAUCAAGCUGUUCUCGCUGAAGCAGCAGAAGAAGGAGGAGGAGUCGGCCGGCGGCACCAAGGGCAGCAGCAAGAAGGCGUCGGCGGCGCAGCUACGGAUCCAGAAGGACAUAAACGAGCUGAACUUGCCCAAGACGUGUGACAUCAGCUUCUCAGACCCAGACGACCUCCUGAACUUCAAGCUGGUUAUCUGUCCUGAUGAGGGCUUCUAUAAGAGUGGGAAGUUUGUGUUCAGUUUUAAGGUGGGCCAGGGUUACCCACACGACCCACCCAAGGUGAAGUGUGAGACAAUGGUUUAUCAUCCCAACAUUGACCUCGAAGGCAACGUCUGCCUCAACAUCCUCAGAGAGGACUGGAAGCCAGUCCUUACGAUAAACUCCAUAAUUUAUGGCCUGCAGUAUCUCUUCUUGGAGCCCAAUCCUGAGGACCCACUGAACAAGGAGGCCGCUGAGGUCCUGCAGAACAACCGGCGGCUGUUCGAACAGAAUGUGCAGCGCUCCAUGCGAGGUGGCUACAUCGGGUCCACCUACUUCGAGCGCUGCCUGAAAUAGGGUUGGCGCAUACCCGCCCCGCCAGGGUCACCAGCCCAGGCAUCCCCUGCAAAUAUUUAUUGGGGGCAACGUAUGGGGUGUGUGGGGCAGCCAGCUGGGAAUCUCCUGCUUUGGCCUUGCCUCUCCUCCCUGCCACCUGCUCCUAGUUAUUUUUUUUUUAACCACCACGUGAUUAUGGUCGGCGCUGCCUCCCCCCGACCUGCUCAGCGAUGGGAAAUGAAUUGGCUUAUCUAGCCCCCGCGCUGGGUAUUGUCCCGCCCCCACUCUGGGCUAUGGGGUGGGUGGGCCAGGGAUCUGGGUAGCUGGGCCCAAGUAACCCACCCCUCCACCACCGGAGGUUCCACCAGGCUAUUAAAGGGGAAUGUUACUGCA